Ambispora leptoticha is the source of this 855-nucleotide messenger RNA. NCBI's taxonomy places the organism in Eukaryota, Fungi, Glomeromycota, Glomeromycetes, Archaeosporales, Ambisporaceae. The record is from the annotation of a GenBank genome assembly.
ACCGGUAAUGUUACUUCUAUUGGCGAAGCUUCUAGUGCUGAUGAUUAUGUAGCCAGUUUAACGUGGUCUUCUGAUGGUGAACAUUUGGCGAUUGGGAUGAGUGACGGUGAUGCGCAAAUCUGGGAUGUCAGUAAAGAGCAAAAAAUUCGAUCAAUGUUGGGACAUUCCGCGCGUGUUGCUGCUUUGUCUUGGCGAAACUUUGUAUUAUCGUCAGGUUGUAAAGACGGGAAUAUAUGGAAUCACGAUAUAAGGAUAGCGGAACACCGUAUGGCUGAAUUAUCGGGACAUAGAGAUGAAGUUUGUGGUUUAAAAUGGCGUUCUGAUGGACUCCAACUUGCUAGUGGAGGUAAUGACAAUAGAGUUAACAUAUGGGAUUGCAGAUCUAGCCUGCCAAAAUAUUCAAAAGAAGUUCACGUAGCGGCAGUAAAGGCUAUCGCAUGGUGUCCAUGGCAGACGAAUCUGUUGGCUAGUGGUGGAGGCUCACAUGAUCGUACCAUACAUUUCUGGAACACGAGUAACGGUAAUCGCCUUCAAUCAAUUAAUACAGGCUCACAAGUAACUUCAAUCGUUUGGUCCAGGGAAUAUAAGGAACUUUUAUCCACCCAUGGAUUUCCUGAUAACAAUUUAACAAUUUGGGCGUAUCCUUCCUUGCAAAAGAUCGAAAACAUAAAGGCUCAUGAUACUCGUGUGCUACAUUCAACGCUUAGUCCUGAUGGACAAUUCGUAGCAACUGCAUCGAGUGACGAAAAUCUGAAAUUCUGGAAAAUUUUUGAAAGUAGAGGAAAAUCUAUAAGAUCAAAGAAUGGCGAAAAACAGAAUAAUGGAACGCUUGAAAAUAAUUCCACUAUUCGUUAG